GCGUGGCUGCGGGGCGGCAGCAACGCCGAGUUGUGGUGUACAGUGGGACGCGAUGGCCUCGUGGGCUGAGCGGCUGGCGGGCGUGCGGGGGGUGCUGCUUGACAUCUCCGGCGUGCUGUAUGACAGCGGCGCAGACGGCGGAACCGCCAUUGCGGGCUCUGUGGAGGCGGUGGCGAGACUGAAGCGGUCCACGCUGAAGGUGAGAUUCUGUACCAAUGAGUCCCAGAAGUCCCGGAGAGAGCUGGUGGGGCUGCUUCAGCGGCUGGGAUUUGACAUCUCCGAAGGAGAGGUGACUGCCCCUGCACCAGCCACCUGCCAGCUCCUGAAGGAGCGAGGCCUGCGGCCACACCUGCUCAUCCAUGACGGAGUCCGCUCAGAAUUUGGUGACAUUGACAUGUCCAACCCAAACUGUGUGGUGAUUGGGGAUGCCGGUGAAGGCUUUUCCUAUCAGAACAUGAACAGAGCCUUCCAAGUGCUAAUGGAGCUGGAAAACCCUGUGCUUAUAUCACUGGGGAAAGGGCGCUACUACAAGGAGACCUCUGGCCUGAUGUUGGAUGUUGGAUGCUACAUGAAGGCUCUCGAGUAUGCCUGUGGGAUCGAGGCUGAAGUGGUGGGGAAACCCUCCCCUGAGUUCUUCAGGUCUGCCCUACAAUCCAUAGGUCUGGAAGCCUACCAGGCCAUCAUGAUUGGCGAUGACAUCGUGGGUGACGUUGGCGGUGCCCAGCAGUGUGGAAUGAGAGCGCUGCAGGUGCGGACGGGGAAGUUCAGGCCUGGUGACGAGCAUCAUCCAGAAGUGAAGGCAGAUGGGUACGUGGACAACCUCGCAGAGGCCGUAGAGCUGCUGCUGCAGCACAUGGACAAGUGACGGGCCUUCAGACACAGUGGACAAGUGCAGCCCCUGCCCCCACACCUCCUUCUACCACUGUGCCUUCCUCCCUGCACUUCCAGGCCUGAGGCUACCCGAGGCUUUGCUAGCCCUGCCCUCUGCCCACUGCUGGCCUGGGAAGGUGCUGGCAGUUCUAGAGUGAGCCAUCCCCUUCCUCACCCUCCCUGUACAGACUCCCUGUCAGCAUUCCUCCCUCUGCAGCCUCUGGGCAGAGGCUUGUUCCCUCCCUAUAUGGCCUGCACCCCUCCCAUGACAUGUUUCCCAUAGAGACAUCCAGGAGGGUAGAAGAGACCUGCCAGGCCCUCCAGAAAAAAAGAAACCAUCAGGCAUGACUGUCUGAGUCCGUGAAUUCCUUUAGUCGCUAUUGGCACUUGGUCCUUUAACUGGGACCAUCCAAUUGGAGGAGACAUGUUGCCUCCUCAUUGAACUUUCUGACGUGGGUGAGGAGUCUACAGAAAACCCAGGGGCCUGCCCUGAACAGCCUAGGAAGCCCAUCGCUGAGCCAGCCUGCCCACCACCCACAGCCAUUCCUGGCCCCAGGCAGGGUGACUGAUCAACACUCUGCCCCUUACCCCUGCCCCAAGAAACAAUGCCAGCCCACUCUUCUUCCUGUCCCCACCAGUUUCCCAGACAUGGUCUGGGGUAGUCCCUGAGGCUCUCUCAGGAAAUGGAAGACUUACUUCCCACGGAGCAGAUAUGUCCAUCUCUACAAUCAAGGCUGCAGGAACAGAAAGGACCACGGAGGCAGGAGGGACAGGCUUGACUGUUACUCCCAGUGCACACAACAGGCUAACGGCUCAAUAAACUCGGCCUCAACAGCCCA
Psammomys obesus (fat sand rat) is the source of this 1709-nucleotide messenger RNA. It is a transcript of the gene Lhpp, whose product is annotated as phospholysine phosphohistidine inorganic pyrophosphate phosphatase. Gene Ontology annotation, biological process: dephosphorylation. The coding region runs from base 53 to 865 and encodes 270 amino acids. Gene Ontology annotation, cellular component: cytosol. Lineage: Eukaryota; Metazoa; Chordata; Mammalia; Rodentia; Muridae. Gene Ontology annotation, molecular function: inorganic diphosphate phosphatase activity; phosphatase activity. The transcript has 7 exons. The record is from RefSeq and is a predicted model, not a curated record.